GUAGCCACUGCCCGCCGCUCGAGACCGCUACCAAAGCUCCUACGAAGCCUUUCGAUCGUGUCGACUAGUGCUCUUUUAACCGUCGCGCCGACCGGACGUGCGCGAUCCGAUCGCUAGUAAACACGUAAUAUGUUGCAAGAAAUACAGCUGCUUCAAGGGCAGAACAACUACGUAGUCGUUUCGUCCGGUUACCCGACUGCAACUGUGACCAAAACGAUGGACAAGAGAGUUGUCCCGAUCGCUCCGGCGCCGGAGAAAAACUACGUCACCCACGACACGCCUCCGAACUUGCAGUACAGGAAGAAAGUGCAUUUUAAAACGAAUCCGUACACUGGACCGCAGGCUGCCUCGAUCGCGAGAAGAAAUGCUCGGGAGCGUAAUCGUGUCAAACAAGUCAAUGACGGAUUCAAUGCCUUACGACGACACUUGCCCGCGUCUGUAGUAGCCGCUCUGUCAGGUGGCGCUAGACGAGGCUCCGGUAAAAAACUCAGCAAAGUAGACACAUUAAGAAUGGUCGUUGAAUACAUUAGAUAUCUCCAGCAACUGUUAGAUGAAAGUGAUGCUGCUUUAGGAAUCACCCGUGAUCAAGAGAAUAGGGAAAAUAUUCCUAAUGGUAAUUCACACGCAAUGACUUCCUUAUCGGAUAUGGAUGAUAGUUUUUUCUAUGGCAACGGAUCACCGUGUUCAGAGAAGCCUGAUUCCCCUGCACCUUCAGAAUGCUCUUCAGGAGUUUCGUCAGCGUAUUCAGCUGUUGACAGAUUUGAAGUUGCAACUCAACCGCACCUUGGUCCGAUGGAUGAAGAUGAACUCCUCGAUGUUAUAUCCUGGUGGCAGCAAAAAUAGUUAUAACGUAAACAUAAUUUGGACUGAACCCCUCCGAUGAAUUAUAAAUCAAACCUUUAUAGUGAAUACGAAAAGACUCUAUAAAUAUCUAGUCAACCGAUAGUGCCUUACCUAAAUAUAUGUAAAUAGUAUUAUAUCAUAGUAUAGGGCGAUGGAAAUGUUGUGAACGUUAUCCAAAUGUUUUACCUGAGUGUAGCACCGCGCUAGAGGCUCGUAAAUUAUUUUAUGAAGCCAAUUUAUGUAAAUAUUAGUUUUAAGAGGACAAUAAAUUAUUUAUUGAAGUAAAAAUAAAACUAUUUCCUUUA
Messenger RNA from Leptidea sinapis, 1148 nucleotides. RefSeq names its product achaete-scute complex protein T3-like (gene ac). Lineage: Eukaryota; Metazoa; Arthropoda; Insecta; Lepidoptera; Pieridae. Gene Ontology annotation, biological process: positive regulation of transcription by RNA polymerase II. Gene Ontology annotation, cellular component: RNA polymerase II transcription regulator complex. The record is from RefSeq and is a predicted model, not a curated record. The transcript is spliced from 2 exons. The coding region runs from base 130 to 843 and encodes 237 amino acids. Gene Ontology annotation, molecular function: DNA-binding transcription factor activity, RNA polymerase II-specific; RNA polymerase II transcription regulatory region sequence-specific DNA binding; protein dimerization activity.